Paraglomus brasilianum is the source of this 537-nucleotide messenger RNA. NCBI's taxonomy places the organism in Eukaryota, Fungi, Glomeromycota, Glomeromycetes, Paraglomerales, Paraglomeraceae. The record is from the annotation of a GenBank genome assembly.
AUGCGAGCAGUUCUCCAAAGAGUCUUAAACGCAAGCGUAUUAGUCGAUGGUUGCCUAGUUUCCUCGAUUAAUCAAGGCCUUUGUAUACUCUUGGGUAUUGCUCAAGAUGAUACAUCAGACGAUUUGGAUUAUAUGGUGAGGAAGAUUCUCAAUGUCAAGGUAUUCGAUAAUAAAGCGGGAGAUAAUAUGUGGGCAAGAAGUGUCAAGGAUGCUGGACUCGAAAUACUUUGCGACAAACCCGAUUUCCAUCGAGCAAUGAAGAGCGCGCAGGCAAAAGAGACAUAUGAAACAUUUCUUGAGCGAUUAAAGCAAGCAUAUGUUCCCGAUCGGAUAAAAGAUGGUAUCUUUGGAGCAAUGAUGGUCGUGAACAUUGUUAAUGAUGGUCCAGUUACGCUUGAACUAGAUUCUCGUAAAUUUAAGUACAUCAACAAACUGUCCACCAAAGAUGACAGUGAAUCAUCAACUUCCACCACUGCGACUAAGAAGAAAAAGAAGAGCAAAGCUGACGAUAAUCAGAAUAGCAAUGCUCAGACGUAA